UUCAUUGGUUUUUCGGUCCCCUACAAGACCGUGCCACGACCGAGAUUGGCACUCGUGCCGGACUUCUCUCAGAGAUUGGAACGGAGCUUACGUUACCCGAGUACGCAAAUAUGGCCGAUGUUACAGAGCAGAAAGAGAAGGACGAUGCGCAAACGGAAAUCAAAGUGGAACCAACUUUGCAAUGCUACGUCGAAGAAGAACACGAGAACGGAUUUCCCGGUUUUGAAGGUAACAACGCGAUACCCUCCAGUGCAGAUGUUGGCGCACUGAAUCUGUGGACCAGCAAGGCAACCACGUGCCUCAUUAGUCAAUACAAGAAGUACAGAUCGAUGGUAGGACAAUCGACCCAGAUACGAAGUCUGCGCGAAAUGUUCGAGAUGAUUUCUCUCGAAAUGCAAAACUAUGGAUUUUACUUCAGCCCUCAGAAAUGCGAGAACAAGUGGCGAGUUCUCGAACGUAAGUACAAGAAUCUGGUAUUUCGAGAACGACUGAAGAAGCCGGGCAGAAUGAGGCACUAUGGCCACUGGGAGCAUAAAAGAGCCUUGGAUGAAAUUUUUCAUGAAAAGAAACGGCACAUGUACCUGGAGGAAAACGAUUUUCCACCAUCGGCCGGAUCUGCGAAAUACACUUUUAUUUUACCGAAACCUACGAAUACGGAGCAAAGUAGCGCCAGCGACAAUCAGCAGCAGGAGGACCCUCUAGCGGCGUUAACGUCAAACUCGUCGACAAACUGCAAACGCGACGAGUUGGAUUCGAAAGGAGCUUUGACAACUAUCUUCGAGAAAUUUUUUAACGAAAUGACGAAAAACUUCUCGAUCGCGGAGAAGAACAAAGAGAGAAGGCAUAAAGAAUUAAUGGCGAUACGACAAAACGAACUGGACGUUCAGAAGAGACUCUUAAAAUUAAAGGAACAAAAGUUGGAGAUACAAAAAUGUAAAAUUAUCGCUGCUGCUCAACACUUACAUUUGAAUAUGUAGUAGCAUUGUUGUCCUGUUCUUCCAACUCCAACAAAAUGUAUAUGUAUCAGUGAUUGUAGAUUUUCUGUAAAUGCGAAUAAUGUUCUCAUUCUUAUAUGAAACGUUUUCUAAGGUGUAACAUAAUAAUACAAAUAUUUAUAUAAA
Messenger RNA from Osmia lignaria (orchard mason bee), 1121 nucleotides. RefSeq lists its product as uncharacterized. The record is from RefSeq and is a predicted model, not a curated record. Lineage: Eukaryota; Metazoa; Arthropoda; Insecta; Hymenoptera; Megachilidae.